UUCGCAGUCGGGGCUCGUUGGAGGAGGCAGGCAGGAGAGGAAGCCACGCGUGGGACCUCGCCGGGCGCACUUCUGCUUGCUGGUCCCUGAGGUUCGGCGGAGGCGUAACCAGGCGGCCGGCCGCGGGAGAAGCGCCGAGAAGCCAUGGGCGCCGGCAGCUCCAGCGAGCAGCGCAGCCCCGACCAGCCGGAGGCGGGGAGCGCGCCGCUGGCCGAGCCCGAGCCCGAGCCCGAGCCCACUGGCGGCGGCCCCUCGGAGGAGACGGCGUCCGGCGCGUUGGGGGAUCCCGCCGUCGCCGCCGCGGACCCCGCCGCAAAGCUCCUACAGAAGAAUGGGCAGCUGUCCACCGUCAGCGGCUUAACUGAGCAAGGCGAGCUCAGCCUCCAGGAAGGGGACCUGAGCGGCAAGGAGGAAGAAGUCAUUGUCACAGAUGUUGGACAGAGGGACCCUGAAGAUGUGAGUGCAAAAGAUUCAGAUAAAGAGAUGUCUGCUAACUUGGAGGUGGUUCAAGACAUCACAAAGGAUGGACAGGAGGAAAUGCCGGAAAUAACUGAGCAGAUUCCUUCUUCGGAAAAUAAUUUAGAAGAGUUAACACAGCCUACUGAGUCCCAGUCUAAUGAUGUUGGAUUUAAGAAGGUUUUUAAGUUUGUCGGCUUUAAAUUCACUGUGAAAAAGGAUAAGUCCGAGAAGUCUGAUACGGUCCAACUGCUCACUGUCAAAAAAGAUGAAGUUGAAGGAACAGGAGCCUCGAAUGGAGCUGGUGACCACCAGGAGUCCAGCUUGGAGGCUGGAGAAGCAGCUCCCAAAGAAAGUGAACUCAAACAGUCUAUAGAGAAACCUGAAGAAACAGUCAAAAGUGAGCAAGGCAACAAUGAAAUCGCUCUUAAAGCUGAGUCUGAUCGAGCAGCAGAGGAAGGCAAGGAAGAAGGAGAAGAAAAACGAGAAAAAGAACCUAGCAAAUCUCUAGAAUCUCCAACCAGUCCGACAGCCAGUGAGACAGCAUCACCCUUCAAAAAAUUCUUCACUCAAGGUUGGUCAGGCUGGAGAAAAAAGACGAGUUUCAGGAAACCAAAGGAGGAUGAACUAGAGUCUACUGAGAAGAAAAAGGAACAAGAGCCAGAAAAAGUAGACAUAGAAGAAAAUGGAAAGACAGAGGAUACCUCUGAGAAACCGAGUGCUUCUGAACAGCCAGCGCCACAGGAGAAAGAAAGUGUUAACGAUGCCAGAUUAUCAGCUGAAUAUGAAAAAAUAGAUCUGCCCUGUGAAGGUCAAGUUAAUGACUUGCAGGGACCUGCUGAAGAGAAAACCGCUCCUUUGGCAACAGAAGUAUUUGAUGAAAAAGUAGAGAUUGUUGCAGAAGUCCAUGUUAGCACUGAAGAAGAGACAACAGAGGAGCAGAAAGCCGAGGUAGAAGAAGCCGUAGAGUCCUUGCCACCUGAGAAAUCUGUCGAAACAAAUGCUGAGCUGCAGGAAGCUGAGCCUGCUGAGGAACUAGUAAUGACCGAAGAAGUAUGUGCCCCUGGAGAGGACCAUAUCCAGCCAGCUGAACUAAGUCCUGAAGAAAAAGUGCCCUCUAAACACCCAGAAGGCAUUGUGAACGAGGUGGAAGUGCUGUCAGCACAAGAGAGAACUAAGGGGCAAGGAAGCCCUUUAAAGAAACUUUUUACUAGCACUGGCUUAAAAAAGCUCUCUGGAAAGAAACAGAAAGGGAAAAGAGGAGGAGGAGAGGAAGAAUCGGGGGAACACAGUCAAGUUCCCGUAGAGUCUCCAGACAGUACAGAUGAGCAGAAGGGUGAGAGCUCUGCUUCCUCUCCUGAAGAACCUGAGGAGAUUACAUGUCUAGAGAAAGGAAUAGCAGAUGUACAACAGGAUGGGGAAGUUGAAGAAGGUACUACUUCUGAUGGAGAGAAAAAAAGAGAAGGUGUUACUCCCUGGGCAUCUUUCAAAAAGAUGGUGACACCCAAGAAACGCAUUAGAAGGCAUUCUGAAAGUGAUAAAGAAGAUGAAUUGGAUAAGGCAAAGAGUGCUACCUUGUCGUCUACAGAGAGCGCAGCCUCUGAAACGCAAGAGGAAGUAAAGGGAAAUGGAGAGGAGCAAAAGCCGGAAGAACCAAAGCGCAAGGUUGAUACUUCAGUAUCUUGGGAAGCUUUAAUUUGUGUGGGAUCAUCCAAGAAGAGAGCAAGAAAAGGAUCAUCUUCUGAUGAGGAAGGGGGACCAAAGGCAAUGGGAGGAGACAGCCAAAAAACAGAUGAAGCAGGAAAAGACAAAGAAACAGGGACAGACAAUACCCCUGCUAGUUCCCAAGAACAUGAUCAAGGACAAGGGAGUUCUUCACCUGAACAAGCUGGAAGCCCUUCUGAAGGCGAGGGAGUUUCCACCUGGGAGUCAUUUAAACGAUUAGUCACUGCAAGAAAAAAAUCAAAGUCAAAAAUGGAAGAGAAAAAUGAAGACUCUGUAACUGGGUCUGGUGUAGAACAUUCAGCUUCAGAUGUUGAACCUGGGAAAGAAGAGUCCUGGGUUUCAAUUAAGAAGUUUAUUCCUGGACGAAGGAAGAAAAGAUUAGACGGGAAACCAGAACAAGCCACUAUUGAGGAUACGGGCCCAAGAGACGUCAACGAAGAUGAUUCUGAUGUCCCAGCUGUAGUACCUCUGUCCGAGUACGAUGCCGUAGAGCGGGAGAAGAAAACUGAAGCACAGCAAGCCCCCAGAAGUGAAGAGAAACCUGAGCAAAAGGUGGCUGUGUGCGUGUCAGAGGAGCUCAGUAAGAGCCUGGUUCAGACGGUGACCGUGACUGUUGUUGAUGGGCUGAGGGCAGUCACUGAUAUUGAAGAGCGGUCUCCUUCUUGGAUAUCUGCAUCAGUGACAGAACCUUGUGAAGAAACAGAAGAUGAAGCCAAACCAUUAACUGAGGGGGUACUUGAAAGAGAAGUUAUUGCAGAGGAAGUCCCCACUGUUACCAAAACUUUGCCAGAAAGCAAAGAUGCCAGUGACGACACCAUUGCUAGCGAGGUGGAAGUAACUCCUGAAGCUGUGACACCUGCAGAAACGACGGACACAUUUUGUGCUGAAGAAGUAACAGAAGCAUCCGGUGCUGAAGAGACCACAGAAAUGGUUUCCGCAGUUUCCCAGUUAACCGACUCACCAGACACCACAGAGGAAGCCACACCAGUUCAGGAGGUAGAAGGUGACGUGCCAGACCUAGAAGACCUAGGGAGGCGAACUCAAGAGGUCCUGCAGGCAGUGGCAGAAAAAGUUAAGGAAGAAUCACAGCCGCCUGACUCCAGUGGGCAAGAAGACACAACUCAGGCCACCCAAAAAGUAGAGUCAGAAAUACCAGAGAAGGUGGAAGAAGCAGAAGGGGAUUCCAAAGUGCUAGAACUGAAGAAAGAGAUAGAUGCUGGGUUGACGGGACCUGUACAAGGAACUGAAACUGAGGAUUUUAUACAAGGAAAGGUAAUUGUACAGACCACCCCAGAAAGCUUUGAAAAAGUGCCUCAAGUUCCAGAGAGUGUAGAAUCCAGUGGUCUUGUAAGUAUUUCUCAAGCAGAAACCUCAGUUGGGAUCGAAUCACGGGAGGUUACGAAGGAACGGGCUGACUCAGUUGAAACCCUUACAGACAAUGAGACCAAUGGAAGCACUCCAGUAGCAGAUUUUGAAACUCAGAGUACAACACAGCAAGACAAGAUCAAGGAAAUCCAUGAAGAUGGUGAAGUUGUACCUGGUAUACAGUCCGAGCUCACAGAAGCAGAGGCAGUUCCCACACAGGAAGAGAUGCCUCCCUUACCUUCCAGUUUUCAAUCCCAGGAAGAAAGUAAAGAACCAUCAAAAAUGGAAGAAGUUCUAGAACCUAUAGAUAAAGAGGUACCAGUGGAAGCCGUACCCAUUCUUUCGGAGACUAAAGCGAUUCAAGAGACUGAUUAUUUUACUGAUGAGAAAAGCAAAGACACACCCUUUGCUGAAGGACUUGGGGUGUCUACAGACAGAGAAAUAACCGUCAGUCAGAAAAAGGUACCCGAAGUUGCCCUUGAAGAUGAAGUUACCGAAGAAGCUGACUUUCAGAAGAAUGCUUCUUAUUCUGAUAGUAUAGAACUCCAGAGUCACCCUGAGUCUCUUUCAACCCCAGUGGAAAGAGAAAUGGUAGUUCAAGUUGAAAUGGAGAAGAUUGAAGCCCAGCCAGCCCAUGUAGAUGAAGAGAAACUUGAGGAGAAAACAGCUGUAACCGUAUCAGAAGAACUCGGUAAGCUACCGGUUCAGACAGUUAAUGUGACUGUUGUAGACAGAGAAGAUGAAGGUACCAGUUUUGAAGAAAGCUCUCUUUCUUGCCUAGUUCAAGAGGAGGCAGUAUCUACAGAAGUCCAAGUUCAAAGCUCUGAUGCAUCAUUAACAGUUGCAGCUGUAGAGGAAAAGGUCGUAGGAGAAACUACCAAGAUUUUAGAAACAGGAGCUGAAACUCUGGCGUCUGGAGCUGCACACUUAGUACCUGAAGAAGAAUCCUCUGACAAAGACGAAGACUUUACUGCUCAGUCAGGGGAAGAUACAGUGCCCACAGGGGCUGGGUCUCAGGCAGAAUCAAUACCACCAAUAGUGUCUGCUCCUGCUGAGGAAGGAGGAAGUUCUGACCUGGAAGGAGACAAAACCACGUCACAGAAAUGGAAGCCAGAUGAAGACCAUGAACAGGUUGUUUGUCAGGAAGUCAAAGCGAGCGCAACACUAGAGGAAGGCUCGAAGGCUGAAAACGAGAUUCUGGAAAUUGAGAGUGAGAGCAGUAAACUUGUACAAGACGUCAUUCAGACAGCUGUUGACCAGUUAGUGAGUCCAGAAGCAGCAGCCACGGAAAUGUUUACAUCUGACUUGCAGGCGCAGGCUCAGGUGAUCAUAGCUGACCACCAGGAAGCUGGACAGGAACCCGAGAAAGAAGAAAGUGAACUUCAGGCCUCUGCACAGGAUGAAACACAAACUAUGGGAACCGAAGAGGAGUCAGAGCUAGUCACUGUGGAACAAACACAGUCUGAUGUUUCCAAAGAUGAGAGUGAAGUGUCAGAAAAAAUGAUGACGGCUGAGGUAGAAAGCUCCAGUGUCAGCGAGCAGCAGCAGCUUGAAGCGGCCGUUCUGCUGUCAGAGGAAAAGAGAGAUGCAGUUGGAACAAAGUCUGUACCAGAAGACGAUGAUAGUGCAGUGGCAGGAGAAAGAAUCGAGAAGCCACUCUUUGAAUCCAGAAGUGCUGAGAAAGGAGAUACUGUUGCUUACCCGGAGAACCAAAAAUCAGCCCUGGAAGAUACUGACGCCUCAGGAUACCUAACCAAAGAGUCCCCAGACACAAAUGGACCAAAACUGAAAAAGAAAGACGACGCCCAAGGAGUAGAAUUUCAGGAAGGAAAAGUGCAUAGUGAGUCAGAAAAAGAGAUGAAAACACCACCACAGGAGGAGAUACAUAAACCAGAGACAGAGUUGGCAAAAUCAGAACUUACAGAAUCCUCAGAUACCGUUUAAACUCGUUGUAUAUUUGCAAGACCAGAAUGUGAAGACAAGUAGUAGAAGAAAAUGAAUGCUGCUGAAGAGACUCAAGACCAGUAUUUCAGAACUUUGAGAACCGAAGACCAGGCCCGAUGACCGAUCUCAUCCCUCGAGACCCCCGACAAUCCUGAGGCGUCAUCAGGAGCUUUACCUUUUCACGGUUCCUCUUUUCAAGGCUCCCCUGUUCCUGUCCCUUGCUACUAUAUCAUGUUUCCGAUUUCAUGUCCUAAAUUCUUAACCUGGAACUGGAGUUGGCAAUACCUAGUUCUGCUUCUCAAACUGGAGUUUCAUUCUUUGUGUAUUUAUAUGUAUGUCAUAAGUAAUCCUUCUGUAUAUCUAUUGUAUAUUUUUUCUUAAUGUUUAAGGAGAUGUGCACAGUAGUACAUGUCUUUUGUAUCACAUAAUAUACGACGGGGCAUGCAGCCAUGGGGAAGCCCUGGGAAGCCUUCCGCCUCAGUUAUAACCUGUGAAAACAGAGCUUCCAGAAAUACCAUUCCUGACCAAAAGGUACAAUUCUUACUUUAGACAUUUCGCCAAUAAUUAAGUCAGCGUUUAGCAUUACUCUGAAAUUGGUCCCUUUCCUGUUCUGCCGUGUGCUAAAAAUUUCAAAGCAUUUUUGAAAUGGACAGAAUGUUCCAUUGUUACUGUGAAAUUUUUCUUUCUAGCUCAGUGGAGGCUGGAAGGAAGUGUUUCUCAGUAGCGGAUUAACUUUAAAUCUUUUCUCCUAAUGGUUAUGGUUGUUUGAACAGAUAAGUAUGCUUACUCCCGAGGCAAAGUGGCGAAGUGUUCUCCAUGUAAUGAAGAAAAGAAUUGACUGUUGUAAGUUUUUGAUUCUACUCUUAUAUGCUGGACCACAUUCACACACACAGCGUGAAAUAGGGCAGGUUCUUUAAAAAUGGUAUUUUGAUAGAUACUAAAUCGUGUCUGUGCCAUAUUUGUGCCCACUCUUUUAAGAACAACGUUGCAUUAUGUUCAUUUGGAUAAAUUGUGAUUUGACAAAUGAUUUAAAUAAAAUAUUUGCUUCACUUA
This is a messenger RNA of Loxodonta africana (African savanna elephant), 6543 nucleotides long. It is a transcript of the gene AKAP12, whose product is annotated as A-kinase anchoring protein 12. The transcript has 4 exons. Gene Ontology annotation, biological process: signal transduction; regulation of protein kinase C signaling. The coding region runs from base 145 to 5490 and encodes 1781 amino acids. Gene Ontology annotation, cellular component: cytoplasm. Gene Ontology annotation, molecular function: calmodulin binding; protein kinase A binding. Lineage: Eukaryota; Metazoa; Chordata; Mammalia; Proboscidea; Elephantidae. The record is from RefSeq and is a predicted model, not a curated record.